This is a messenger RNA of Soboliphyme baturini, 873 nucleotides long. The record is from the annotation of a GenBank genome assembly. Lineage: Eukaryota; Metazoa; Nematoda; Enoplea; Dioctophymatida; Soboliphymatidae.
AUGACGGACGACUGCCCUAAUGACAGUGUUCUUGGCAAUUCAGAAAAGGAGGGAGUCGAAAAGCUCGGGGGCGCGGCGGUAGCUGCCGAUGAUGAACCAUCGGCUGACGUUCCUAUGGAGCUGCGAGAAGGCGACAAUAAUUUAGAGAGCGCUGCAGACUUGCUGGCAGAAGAGAAUUCAAAAUCAGAAUCGGAUGUACCGCCGAGGAACGCUACUCCGGACUAUCAGUUGGACGACCUGAAAAGGGAUAUAACAUUCAUGGGUCACCAUAUUUCGAAGAUUGUCUCGGUGCUGGGCUUACACAGGUGCAACUGCUGUGAUUGUGACCGUAGUCGUCUAAUAACUGGCGAGGAUUCUUCCGCUGGUCCCAGCGGUCAUCAGUUGAAUGUCCAUCCAACCGAAAACGAGGGCGUAGAUGAGUGCCAGAAAUCAGCCGAAGUUGUCGAUGGGCAAACGUCACCGACCGGAACCUCGACGGAGCAGGAUGGCGAAAGAAAGAAGACUGACGACGCUAGCGUUGCCACCGAGAAUGGGAAAGGGCACCUCGAUUCGCAGCGCGAUGUACGAUCGAAUGACCAGCAGACCAAACUGAGUGACCUACAGCCGGACGUCGCUUUUGUUGGACAUUGUAUAUGGAAGAUCAUCGCGGCUCUUGCCUUGGGCCGAUGCGACUGCAGACAGUGUAGUCGUAGUCAUCUAAGGCUCGCAGAGGACGACACCAGUCUCGAGAAAAAUUCCAGCUGCCACGAGAAGGAAGAAGUGCGAACCUCGGAAGAAGCCCAUUGCAACCUCGUAAACGGUGCAGCACUGUCAGGAAACGGACUGUACGACAGCGGCGACUCUGCAUUGACGGCAGCAUCGUCACAGAGACUC